AGAACAUGCAGUUAGUAACAAGAGACAGGUUACCUGCUAACUUGCAUUUCUGUUAAAAAUAAGAUUGGACAUGAUUCAUGUUCCAAGAACACCGGAGUUCUCCAACUGUGGGAACAUUAAUUCAAUUGCAGCACACCUCUCUUCUGACCAAGACCUGAACUCUUUGGUAGGAGGCAGAGGCAGGCAGAGGUCUCACUCCUAUCACAGUGCAGAGGACAGUAAGAACUAUGGUGUGCAGACAGAGACUGUCAAAACCUGUCUAAGACCUCGCUCCAGGUCCUUUUACAGUUAUGAGACGUCAGAGCUUUACUCCAACUAUGACGUGGGAAACUUUGACAUGGCCAGUCCACUGAGGCAGAGAGAGGAGUCCCUACACCAGCAUCAAGUGACCAAAAAGGAGAAUAGAGAGUGGGGUGGGGCUGGUUUGCCAGUCACCUCUAAGAAGACCAAGUCUAAACUAAACAAGUCUUCACCCUCGAGAGAACUUAAUGGCAGCAAGUCAGUGGCCAUGAUGACCAUCUCUGAGUCAGACAACUGGGAGAUCUGCUCCAGCUUGGGAAUGACAUAUGGACAGUUUGUAGACUGGGAGAAGAUCGAUCCUGAAGCUGCAAAGAGAUACCAACAGAUCCUGAAUAGCGAGCACCAACAGCUGAAAACUAUGGGCCGAGAGGGAUUCUGGGCCAUGCCGCACACACUGAGGGCCAAAACCUACUAUCACAUCAUCCACAGCAUGAAUUGCAGUAGGUCUGGCACUUCUGACAGAGAUGCCUACCAUGAACUGGCCAAGAAGCUCUUUGGAGAACAGAAAAUCAGCACCCACCCUGUCCCAGAGUACAUGGAGGCAGGAGAAAUACCCAGAUACUGUCUCAACAAAGCUGGCCUGAACUCUGUCAAAAAGAUCCUCCUUUGUCUUGGCAAAUACUUCCCAGACAUGAACUUUUGCCCCAUCCUACCUGCCUUGGUCUCCCUAAUCCUCCACUUCAGCCAGGAUGAAGCUGAGUGUUUCCACAGCAUGUCACAACUUAUCUGCUACAAUGACCCCAACAAGCGUUACAUCGACCAGACCUUCCUGACCUACCGUGCUUCCUGCAUGACCUUUGGAGAUCUCGCUAACAGGUGUUGCGAGGGCAUCCGUAAGCUCAUCGCCAGCUCUCACCAAAACCUCUUUGAGUUUUACUCUGACUGGAUCAUGUGGAUCUUUGCUGAGCUUCCGUUCAUAUAUGCCAUCAGAGUGCUGGAUGUCUACCUAUUGGAGGGAUACAAGGUUCUCUACAGGGUGGCACUGGCUCUGCUCAGCCUCUACAAAGUAUCUGUUUCAUCUCGAGUGGCGGACGUGGAGGACUUCAGGACGGAUAUGAAAAGGUUCGUGCAGAAUGUAGCUCGCCACUGCACAAUUGAGAAGCUUCUGGAGAGGGCCUUCAUGAUUCCAAUGGCCACACGAAGAGAGCUCAACCUCUUGUUCAAUGCCAACAAGGACUCCCUCAUGCAAAAAGGUGUCAGCAUCCACCAGAAGAGGCAGUCGGUCGAAACAGUGGACUUUACCAAGUUCAGCUCCAGUGUUGUGACAGCGACUGAGAUGAGAGUCGUCUGGGCCUGGAUCCCCGAGCGCUUUGCCCUUUUCAGUCCCAUCAGGCUGUUUAGCACAGCUGAACACGGGAGAAGUCUUGCUUCUUUCUACUCACAUGUGGAGGGACACGAACCAGUGGUCUUAAUGAUCAAAACUGUGGAUGAAGAGGUCUUUGGUGCCUUCCUGUCAACUGAUAUGACAGAAAGAAGAAAGCAUGACUGUCAGGGACUUGCAUAUUUUGGAACUGGGGAAUGUUUUGUUUUUACGCUGCGUCCCAGCAUGGAGCGCUACCAGCAGGCCAUGGUCAACAUUAUGACCAGAAGAGCUCCCCCUCAGCAGGUUGGAAUCAGCAACGGUGCCUGCUCCCUCGUGCCCAAUGGUGGCAGCUGUCCUGUCACCUCCACCACAACCGCCACACCUCUGAUCUGUCCUGCUGGGACUCCCCAGGACCCAAGCUACCUGACGAUCCCCUUCACUGCCCCAUCAGAGGAACCCACAGAUGCCAAAGAGCCAAAGAGACAAAAGCAAAAAGAAGCCUCUAUGUUUAUAGCAGGCAAUGACAGUCAGCUUAUUAUUGGUGGUGAUGGAGGCCAUGCUGUCUGCCUACAAGACCUAGAAGGAGGAUACACAGAGUCUUGUGACACAUUCAAGAGCAUCCCACUCUGCAAGGGACCUUUCAAGAUCCAGUCCCUGGAAGUGUGGGGCAUCCAGAACUCUAUUUCCUUUUCCAACUGCUUUCCCUCUCAGUAAAAUAAUCAACCUUUUUUUUUAAAAUGCUGUGUCAUUGGACUUGAUUUUUUUGUAUGUAAAUUUCAAAUAUUUAUGUUUGUGAAAUUUAUGCACAUAUUGCGAGGCAACUGUGAUUUUAUUUGACUUGAUGUCUACAUGUCAAGUCAAGUUUAUUUGUACAGCUCUCUAUCACAUACAGUGUAUUACUGAACUUUACAAGCCAGCAUAAACAAUGGUUCCCACCUCAGAAAAAAGUGUAUGGAACGAAAGCAACUUCACUAGAAAAUAAAACAUUUGGCACCUUAACAUGGAAGGAGGGAUGAAAAAUGGCAGCUAUAAAGGCAAGCAUGUUGUACAACGUGGUUUGCAGUGAUGAAUCUAGGAGGAUUAGUUGGAGAGUGCUGUGUGAGCACACUGAGCCACCUAGAUUAAUCAUAAUCAACAUCAGUUACCAGUUAUCAGUUAUUUAUUAAUUUCAACCAAAAGGGCUGAUGGUAACCAGUACCCACAUUGCACCACAAGAAUGCAACUCUCUGGUUUUACCUCCCAUUUAGUCUGUUGAUUAUAGGUAUUCUGCCAUGUGGACGUAAUCUGCUGGAAAACAUUACCUUUCCUGGAUGUAUAUAUACUUACUUCUGUAUAUUUAUUCUCAUUGUUGUGCAGUUUAUUGUCAUA
Lates calcarifer (barramundi perch) is the source of this 2971-nucleotide messenger RNA. RefSeq names its product TBC1 domain family member 24-like. The record is from RefSeq and is a predicted model, not a curated record. NCBI's taxonomy places the organism in Eukaryota, Metazoa, Chordata, Actinopteri, Centropomidae.